AUGUCUACCGGAGAACUUCGAAAAGUCUCAGUUCAAGAUAUACAGCAGGUUCAAGAUCUUAUAGAAAGGUGUCUUCAGCUUUACAUGAGCCAGAAGGAAGUUGUGAGUACUCUCUUAGAUCAUGCAAAAAUUGAGCCCGGUUUCACUGAACUAGUGUGGCAAAAACUCAAAGCAGAAAAUCAGGAAUUUUUCCAGGCAUAUAAUCUGAGGUUGUUGUUGAAGGACCAUAUUUUGCGAUUCAAUGACUUGCUUGAGAGACAUGUUGAGCUAAUCCACCAAAUAUGUCCGACUGAAGUUUCUCCCGUUCCUUUUUCCAACGAAUCUCAGAUUCAUCCAAUGCACAAUAACUCAGAAUAUCAUGCCCCGGAACUUGGGCCUUCUCUGAGGCAAGAUAACAUGUACCAAGCUAUUUUUACAGUACCUGAUGCUUACACUAAUGUUGCAAGUGGAACAACCCUACAACCACAGGUACAAGUUGUGGCCAAUAGAGCAGCUUAUACUGGAAAGAUUGAUAUAUCAGAAAACAUGCUAUUGGCUCAGAGCUCAGAUGCAGAGUGGACACAAGCAAUGAAUGGUGAGAUUAUUAAAUCAGAAGGUGAGCAUGCAGGUGAUUCCUUGUUCAUGUUUGGUGCUGAAAGAAAUAUUCAAGAAACUCGUAAAAAUAUAGUGGAUGCAUCUGUAUCUCCUUUCAGUAGUGUAGAUUCGGUUUCACAGCCGAUGAAUGAGACUAUCUUGGACCCCGAG
Olea europaea var. sylvestris is the source of this 744-nucleotide messenger RNA. RefSeq lists its product as uncharacterized. The transcript has 4 exons. The record is from RefSeq and is a predicted model, not a curated record. Lineage: Eukaryota; Viridiplantae; Streptophyta; Magnoliopsida; Lamiales; Oleaceae. The annotation marks the transcript as partial.